Cucurbitaria berberidis CBS 394.84 is the source of this 1614-nucleotide messenger RNA. Its product is annotated as cell wall assembly and cell proliferation coordinating protein. The record is from RefSeq and is a predicted model, not a curated record. NCBI's taxonomy places the organism in Eukaryota, Fungi, Ascomycota, Dothideomycetes, Pleosporales, Cucurbitariaceae. Gene Ontology annotation, cellular component: mating projection tip. The transcript is spliced from 2 exons. Gene Ontology annotation, biological process: cell wall biogenesis; regulation of fungal-type cell wall biogenesis. The coding region runs from base 1 to 1614 and encodes 537 amino acids.
AUGGCACAACUAAUAGCAUCGUCCUUCAAGGACUUUUGGCAUACCAUGACCUCCAACGACCGACACGCCUCGCACGACUCUCCGUAUCGGACCGGCCGCCACAUACCCAUCCCACAGAGCCGCCAUGCUGCCCUCUCCUCGAUUGCUGCCAGCGGUGUAGACUCCCGCGUCGAUCUCUCAUCUCCCUACACACAUGAUGGCGAGCCCGCGACAAGCAACGGCUUCAUUGGCUCGCCCCAGGGCCCAAUGUCUCCCACCUCUCCCUACUCACCUGGAAUGCGCGGGUCGCUGAGCCGCCAGGCCACACUCGAGUCAGACACGUUUGAUAAGGGCGCCAAUGGCCAGAUCCAGAUGCAGGACUUCAACGAAGGCCUGCCUCCACCGCCCCCAGUGUCUCACUCGUGGAGGCGCAUCGAUCGAUGGGUCGAGGAUCACUACGAGGAGCUCUUCGACAACAUCUGCGAGGGUGCAACCGCAAACGAUGUCAACGAGUUGGAGCACGAUCUCGAUGCUACACUCCCUAUGGAUGUCCGCGAAUCACUGCAGUUCCAUGAUGGCCAAGAGCGUGGUGGCCUCCCAACGGGUCUCCUCUUCGGCUUGAUGUUGCUUGAUUGCGAGGAAAUCAUCAUGGAAUGGAAGAACUGGCGCAAGGUCUCCGAGGAAUAUCUCACCACAAAGCCUGACUAUUCAAGCCCGCAGAUCCCAGUCAAGGCCUUUGCCGGUUCGUCUACAGCCCCUCCCAUCGCACAGCCCCAGUCAUCGGGCAAUCCGCUCUGGCGACAGGACCUGCAAGCAAAACAGGAGUCCCAGCCACCAAACGCCGUCCAGAAAGCCUAUGCCCACCCUGCCUGGAUUCCUCUGGCUCGCGACUGGGGAGGUAACUACCUUGCUACGGAUCUCGCGCCAGGCCCUAGUGGCACAUGGGGCCAGAUCAUUAUUUUCGGCCGAGACUACGAUUGCAAAUAUGUCGUAGCACGCUCCUGGGGCGCUCUCCUAGCUAUGGUUGCGGACGACUUUGCGUCCAAGGACUUGCACAUGGACGAAGACAGUGGCGAGCUGAAGCUCCUAGUCUUCAAGCGCCAGAACGUCGAGCCUCCUUACCUAGAGAUCCUCCGAUGGCGAUGCGAUCAGAAGCAUGGCCGGAAACCGACUGCGAGGCGGCGCCCGAGCAGCGGCUUGCGCGUUAACCCUAAUGCGCCUGGCUCAGUAGUUCCUAGCAGCACGGCCAGCAGCCCCUACCAUAGCCCCGUAGUAGGACCUGAGGACCGAGGUCGCAGUCCCCACCGUCUGUCACAAAAGUCCAAGAAGAUGAGCCCCGGAAGCAAGCUCUCAAGCCCACUUGCGAGGGUCGCUGAAGAAACUCCGCAGCCAAUACUCGUGCACACCGAUCUCGACUUCAAGGCCGGCGCCCCCAUGGACAAGCUGAUUUCCGUCGACACCCCGAGGCCCAGCGAAGACUCCACACCAGCGAGAGGGAGCUUGAGUAGUGACAAAGAGAACAAGGAGACUAAGGAUAACAAGGAGAGCAAGGACACUAAGGCGGGAGCGAGCUCGCUCAAGAAUUCCGUCACUGAGUCGUCAGAGUCCUCAGAGCUCAAGACGGUCGAGAUUUAG